GGGCCGGCGAGCAGAACCGCCGCGGGGCAGGACCGGACUGCGACGGCGAGUGAGCGGCGCGGUGGCGACGGUGGCCGGGGCAGCACGCCAUGAAGAUCGACAUCCACAACCACAUCCUGCCGAGGACGUGGCCAAACCUUGCCGAGCGGUAUGGCUACGGCGGUUUUGUUCAGCUGGAGCACUGCCCGAGCACGCCGGACACAGCACGGAUGAUGCGGGAUGGCCAGCUGUUCCGGGUCAUCAAGUCCAACUGCUGGGACCCCGAGGUCCGACUGAAGGAGAUGGACGAGACGGGCGUCACCGUGCAGGCGCUCAGCACCGUGCCAGUUAUGUUCAGCUACUGGGCCAAACCCGCGGACACGGCUGACCUGUCACGCAUUAUAAACGACGACCUGGCGGCCACCGUGGCCAAGCACCCUACGCGGUUCGUCGGUCUGGGGACGGUGCCGAUGCAGGCGCCGCUGCUGGCUGUGGAGGAGAUCAAGCGCGUCCGGAGCGAGCUGCACAUGCCUGGCAUCCAGAUCGGCUCGCACAUCGGCGACUGGAACCUGGACGCGCGUGAGCUCGACCCAGUCUGGAAGGCGUGCGAGGAGUUCGGCUGCGCCGUGUUCGUGCACCCGUGGGACAUGGAGCUGGGGGGUCGGCACUCCAAGUUCUGGCUGCCCUGGCUGGUGGGCAUGCCGGCGGAGACGGCCACAGCCAUCGUCUCGGUGCUGCUGGGCGGCGUGCUGCAGCGCUUCCCGCGGCUCCGGCUCUGCUUCGCGCACGGCGGCGGCUCCUUCCCCUACACGGUCGGCAGGAUCGACCAUGGCUUCCUCUGCCGGCCCGACCUGUGCGCCCAGGAGACAGCAGUGCCACCUCGUGCCCAGUUAGGGAAGUUCUGGUGCGACUCGCUGGUACACGACGGCGCUGCCCUCAAUUUGCUGACGGAAGUUAUCGGGAAGAAACGGGUCAUCUUUGGGUCCGACUACCCCUUUCCACUGGGGGACCUUCAAGGAGGAAAAAUCGUGGAGGACCUCACUGAUGCUCAACUGCGGGACGACAUCUUCGCUGAGAAUGCCCUGGAGUUUCUCGGUCUGGACAAGUCCACCUUCGAGUGAAAAGUUCCAUUUACUGGAUCGCUGGCAUGUAUUCUUCAACGCAUUCCUGUACGCACCGAUCAACUACGAUGAAUGACAUCCAACAAAUGCGAGGUGAAAGGAAAUAUAUCUUACCCGCAAGCUAA
This is a messenger RNA of Pollicipes pollicipes, 1225 nucleotides long. Its product is annotated as 2-amino-3-carboxymuconate-6-semialdehyde decarboxylase. Gene Ontology annotation, cellular component: cytoplasm; cytosol. Gene Ontology annotation, molecular function: hydrolase activity; carboxy-lyase activity. Lineage: Eukaryota; Metazoa; Arthropoda; Thecostraca; Pollicipedomorpha; Pollicipedidae. The transcript has 8 exons. The record is from RefSeq and is a predicted model, not a curated record. The coding region runs from base 90 to 1100 and encodes 336 amino acids. Gene Ontology annotation, biological process: secondary metabolic process.